CGGGAGCCGCGCCGAGCCCACCUGUGAUUGGUUACCGUAGGGGCUGGGGGGGAAAUCCCUCUUUCCCGUAGAGGUACUAGGGAGGGGGCGGUGCAUAACAAAAAGUAAUGGCCAUCUAUUUGGGUCCUGAAGAAGGAGGGAUAGCCUGUUUCUCGUCGGACUACCGUAGGUGUGUUUGACUUUUCUCCAUGUUAGCGCGUACGUGUGGCCGUCAGUGACACCGGGCCGCGUUUCCACCGUUUCCCCGCCGUCGCACGUUCGUUGCCCCGCGGUAGCAGUACGGUUAAAUAAGCGGGCUGAACUUGGCGCCGCGUUUUAGGGUUAAAGCAGCCAGCUAGCCGCGCUAACGCUAGCUACUACCAACCAACCAACCAACCAACCGCCGCCGCCGCUGCUGCUGCCGCUGUGCGAGCCAGCGUCUGGAAGGGCGGACGAGUUUGACGUUUUCUUCCCCCCCUGAAGUCUCCUCACAUUUCUGAGUUUUCUAGUCUCGGCGCGGUCGUCUCUCCUUCGAGCUACCCGAGUCAACAUGGAGGGGACACACUUUGCGAGAGCAUGAAGAAGAAGACGACGGCGACGGACGACGACUAAAGAGGAUUAAAAGCAACUCGGUCUCGAUGGGGAAAAGUUGAGCUGAGGAUUAACAACUUGGGAUAAACUGAAGAAAGGUUUCAAGUCUUACCUAUUGUGCAAGGGCAUGCUAAAGCUUCAGUGAUGGAGCCUACAGUUGUGAGUACGUCCACUCUGGCCCCUGAUGAGUUUGAUAGGAAUGUGCCACGGAUCUGCGGUGUGUGUGGUGACAAAGCCACUGGCUUCCACUUCAACGCCAUGACCUGUGAGGGCUGCAAGGGCUUUUUCAGGCGCAGUAUGAAGCGUAAGGCCACCUUCACAUGUCCCUUUAACGGCAGUUGCACCAUCACCAAGGACAACAGGCGCCACUGCCAGGCAUGCCGGCUCAAACGCUGUGUGGACAUUGGCAUGAUGAAAGAGUUCAUUCUGACAGACGAGGAAGUGCAGAGGAAGAAGGACCUUAUUCAGCGGAGGAAGGAUGAGGAGGCACAGCGCGAAGCAGAGAGGGAAGCGCGGCGGCCCCGACUCACUGAUGAACAGAGUCAGGUCAUCGCUACGCUGGUGGAGGCGCACCACAAAACAUAUGACGACUCCUACUCUGAUUUCUGCCGUUUCAGGCCUCCUGUGCGCGAGGGCCCAGUGACGCGAAGUGCCAGCAGAGCUGCCUCCCUCCACUCCCUGUCUGAUGCCUCCUCUGACUCCUUCAGUCACUCUCCAGAGUCAGUAGAUACGAAGAUGAACUUCAACAACCUGCUGAUGAUGUACCAGGAGCAGGGCAGCAGCCCCGACUCCAGUGAGGAGGAGGGCUCCAGUUUCUCGAUGCUGCCCCACCUGGCUGACCUGGUCUCCUAUAGUAUCCAGAAGGUCAUUGGCUUUGCCAAGAUGAUCCCUGGGUUCAGGGAGUUGACUGCAGAGGACCAGAUUGCUCUGCUCAAGUCCAGCGCCAUUGAGGUGAUCAUGCUGCGCUCAAAUCAGAGCUUCAACCUGGAAGACAUGUCAUGGAGCUGUGGUGCGCCUGACUUUAAAUACCAGAUCAGUGAUGUCACCAAAGCGGGCCACACUCUGGAGCUGUUGGAGCCACUGGUAAAGUUCCAGGUGGGCCUGAAGAAGCUCAACCUGCACGAGGAGGAACAUGUGCUGCUGAUGGCCAUCUGUUUGCUUUCUCCAGACCGCCCAGGUGUGCAGGAUCACUCGCGGAUCGAAGCCCUGCAAGACCGUCUGUCAGAGACCCUGCAGGCCUACAUCCAGCUCCACCACCCAGGAGGACGGCUGCUGUAUGCCAAGAUGAUCCAGAAGCUGGCCGACCUGCGCAGCCUCAACGAGGAGCACUCCAAACAGUACCGCUCACUGUCCUUCCAGCCGGAGCACAGCAUGCAGCUCACCCCGCUGGUGUUGGAGGUGUUCGGCAGCGAAGUCUCCUAGAGGACGCCUCCGAACCCCAGCUGUGGAGAGGAAGCUGGAGACAAGACCCCAGGGGGUGAAAAAGGAGGGGAGGGAGCUAAGGAUGUGAUGAAUGAGCUAAAUGCAGGUGUGGAGUAUGAAGUGAAGAGAGAAAGAAGUGUGCGUGUGCGUGCGUGCAUGUGUUUAUCUGUGUGUGGCUUCAUGUAUGUGUCACAUCUAAAGAAGUCUAUCUUGGUGUAAAGGCCAAGGUUGUAUGGGGAGCAAGCAGAUGUUAAGAGACACAGUAAACAAGGGAAAUUCAUAGAGUACAAACUGAACUAUACAUACAACUUCUGCCUAUAUACAGUGUUUUUGUCUGUAUUUAAAUCAACAAACAGCUGCUUCAAAUGCCUGGACAUUUUGUGUGUGUACAUGUUGUUCACACACCAACACAACAAACAUACUCAGUUAUUCAUUUAGCCAUUCAGUUGAGCUACCUCUUGGUUUUACUGGGGUUGUUUUAUAUUUACAUCACCUAUGUGAAACACUAACUUUUACAAAGAACAAUUUAGAUACAGUACAGAUUACAUUUCAGUUUACCGGUGCAAAAGCAGUGCCUGCACAUUAUUUUUGAAUUUUUGAUGAUUCAUGUAUUUUUUUGUUUCGUUUUGUUUUUUGUUUUUAUCUGCUUCUCUCCAAGGCAGCAUUUGUAUAUGACUGUGUAUACAAUUCAAACACAUGCCUUUCACCUUUCACCAAAGGUAUGGUCAACUACUUUCUCAAAAAGCUUCCAGUACCUAAAAAUAACCUUGCUGCUCCAUGGCUCGCUUCACCCAUGCAGCCACUCGGCAAGUUUUCUGACUAGCCUCACAGCCUAUGAAGGAAAGUGUCAUUAUGUAGGUUUAUACUGCAGAGUACAGAGCAUAGUCUGUAAUUUAGUGAGGUUUUGAUAGGACUUUAGGGUGCCUGGUUUGAGGUGAGAAUUAGCCACUAAAUGUGUUAGCUACUUUUACACUGCUAACUGUCAAUCAAACCAAGCCGGCAUUAUGGCUUGUUACUCUCUUUUGAAAUUGUUUUUCAUUAUUCUUCUCUUUUGUUUAACUGUUUAUUUCCAUGUAAAUACUUAAUUGCUAUCACAUGUAUCCUAAGCACUGUUAUACCACCUUUUACUCAAGCCUAUGUAUUGAUAUACAGUAUCUAUAUUAUCACAGAUUUUAAAGGGCUAAAAUGCCAAAUCUAACUGGAAUAGUCAUUCGAGGCCAAAGCAAGGGGCCUGUCUUCUUGUUGAUAUAUAGCUGCAUACCAUACUUGGAAUUGGCAUAGAUAUGGAUAGAAUUGCAAUAGAUGCUUUUUUUUGUUUUAUACGUCACUACACCUUUAAAACAAUUCCAUGAAUUGUUCCUCUUCAGUAUACGGUGAGCUCGGUGGGCGGAGAGCUUAGGAAGCUGCUUCAGACCUCCACAGAUAUCACACCCCUUUCGUUUCUGACUGGGAAGUGGAUUUUCUAGAAUGUCUGAGGACCUGGUUGUGGUGGUGACAAUGCUGCGUGCCUCCACACCCCGGCCCUCCUGUUUGAUGAUGUAUGCUGCGCAGCCCUCUAGUGGCUGUAUCAUGUAAAUACCAGGUAUAUAUAUGUGUAUAUAUAUACAUAUAUAUAUAUAUACAUAUAUAUGUAUAUAUAAUGUCUGCCGCUGUACAUAGGGCUACAUAGAUUUUCAAGGUUAUUUUGUUUUUCAAAAAAUAUAUAUAUGCAAAUACGAUUGACCCUUUUUUGUUUCUGAUCCAUUAUUACCAUGUUCUGAAACACUAUGCUCUUUGUUUUUUUUUUUACUUUCUUGGAAGGAAAUAUUUAGGAAUGGCUUAUACAGGGAUUGCUUGUGCAUUUGACACAGUCAGAUUUGUAUAGGGGGUGGGUUGAUGUUAAUUUCCAAGGUUCAUUUUUCAGAAAGGACAAGCUAAUCAUACUGUGCUGCUCUCAAAUAUAAGCCAUAUAGAUCAUCAAGCUACUUCUACACAUGAUACAUUACAGUACAUUGAAGUGAUGACUCCAGGGCCUUGGACAUUCUCAUUAUAUAGUCAACUAAACGUGUAUGCUAUUAAUCUAUGGCUUUUGGAACAUGAGCUUGUAUAUGAUUGGAACUUGUAUGCCUUCUCUCUGCUGUCAGUCAUCUUUGGCUUAUGCUUCAUCAGACAGCAUCUAAUGGCUUAUAAACCAAACUGCCAAGAGACUUCAAACGCUUAUGUUUACAGGCCAGUAAUGUGUGGCUUGCUGCAUGUGGGAUUAUGGUAAAAUUAUACAAGGUGACAUGUCGUCUAUAUCGAGACAAUUUCCCCAAAGAAAUGUUAAGUCCAUUUCCUGCCAAGUGCAAAUGAUUCCACCGGGGGCAACUUUGCUUAAAGGCUCUCAUUUGCAGAGAUGACACGGAAGUUUCUUUUUGUCUUCUAUUAGCUGUGUGACAGAAGGCAUCUGAUAAAAACAGUUCCUGUGAUUGGCCACCCGGUCCUCCCAUGUCAGACGAUGAGUUUCCUUCAUCUCCUUAGACCAGAGUUACUCUUUGAGGAAGAUGCUGGGAGAGAGAGAGAGCACAUUUGUUGCUCACAGCUGCUUUGUGAGAAGUUGUUGCUUUGAUUUGUUCAGCCCACAUGGAUUUUAUUAAACCUAUCAUAGGAAUUGUCGUCCGUUCUACGUCACUGUGGCUUUAUUCCAACUCUUCGCAGUCACUGUGAUAGUCGGGGCUUGAUGCUUAGAUAAUCUGCAUAGCACAAAUAGUUAAUCAUUUUUGAUAGUUCCCAUAUUCACAUAAUCAUAGUAAGUUUGAUUUUCUUCCUGAAAGUCAUUGGGAUUAUAUAGUUUGUGUGUAUAUAUAAUUCCCUGUGCCCCACAAAUUACCCUGCUGUGAUUGAACUUUUAAGGAGUCGAAGCUCGAGUGUCUUUAGGCAGUACCACUCGUAUGUAUAAUAUGUCAGUUUGAUGAGGGAUAUGAUGUGCUUGGUUACUGAACACUGACUUUUGAAGUUUUGAAAAGUCUCCAUGUUGAUUUUUUUUUUCUCUCUCUCUCUGAAUACAUACUUCUGUAUGUAGAUAUGGGUUUGAUUUUGUUCUGUUUUCUUUUUGAGAUAGAGGUGCAGUGUUGAUUUGUGUAUGUUAAAAUACAGUGGGAGGUUUGGUGAAUAUGUAAGUGCCACGGGGAGAGUUCCCUCCACACAAGAACAGGGUAAAAGAGGAGUUGUGCUUGGGGAUUUAAAAAAACCCAACAGGAAAUCUCUCAAGGAUGUAUUAUGUAGCCGCUAAUUGAGCAAGUAGAUUUUGGUCAGUAACACAAGGUGUCAGGGGAAUUCAGAGGUUUUAUCGUAAGAAGGUAGCCCCCCUCUUUUAUGACUGAAUAGCUGAUCAGAUGUUGAUUAUCGGGAUCCUUUCCUUCCCCCCCUCCUUCCAGUAUAUACUGUACGCACAAUGCGAUUACAGUUUAAUCUGAAUAUGGUGCAUCCCCAGAGGUUUCUGUUUGGUUUUUCCAUGGUAGGCUGCUUAGAAUCUGUAAGUUUUUAACUCUGCAUUGUGGUUGUUAAAAUACUGGAACUUGAGAACCAUGCAUCAGUGGAAAUCCCCCACAAAUUACAUGAUCCAUCUUGGUUGAGAUUUCCUUCAGAUUGGCAACAUAACACAGUAACAAUGCCUGCAAUAUACAACUCAUGGUACACUAUCACCAGCAAGCUUUACAGUUUAUCAUGUUAGUAGUAAUUUUUUGAAGUUUUUUGUAUAACUGUUGCCAUUACAAAUCCUGUCUGACAGCAUGUAUGAUAUCAGUCACAGAAAACUGUUGGCCAUCUCCCAUGCAAAGGAUUUCAACUCUGUUUUUUUUGUUUUUGUUUUUGUUUCUCCCUUUAGGACAGGGAUUGUAAUGGAAUCAACUUAAUGUAGUUCUUACAAAAAGGAGUGUCCACAAUGGAUGUACACCAUAAUCUACCUAAAAAACCUACCUCUUUUAGCUCAGAUUUUGCUUUAGCAUUAAGCAUUUGCCUCUGUUUUUACUUUUAUAAUAUUUGUAUUCAUGUUGGUAUUUAUUGCUGUCUAAUGAGUCAUACUUCAAUGAUUACCUCAGAGAUAUCUCACAGAUUUGGGAGAGUCCAGCUAAUGAAGUCAUUCAUAGUUUGUUUCUUUUUUGUUUCUUUUUUUUUGUACAGCUUUUUCUUCUCAGACUUAGCAAUACUUUUUCUUUUUCUUUUUUUUUUUUAACGCACAAAAUACCAGGAGUGUUUUAAUCUAGUGCCUGCACUCUGACCAUCGGGGCUCUGGCUAGAAUGAGGCUGCAUUUACUUCAGAUCUUUCUCUGCAUCUUUUGCUCUGUACUUACAGUAUAUUCAUGUAGUUUUUCAGCAAAAGACGCAGUUAAUCUCUCUGCCAUAUUGCUGAUAUCAAUGGUAUCUUUCUAGUCUUUAGAGGGCAAACUGAAGUGGAGAACUUUUUGGUGUGAAUGCAGCCAUAAAGAAGUAACAACCUCAAAGACUUUGUGGCAGUAGGAGAGGCGAGAGGUGUGUUUGUGCUCCACUUGGUACCGUUAGCAUGGUCUAUGCUCUGUAGUACGUCAUCCUUACUUUGUCCUUCUGAUUUGUCUUCUCAUUUCCUCCAUUACCCUCUUUGUGUCUUCACCUCUCCUUCUGUCGUAAAGUCUGUUCCUGCACCUUCAUCAUUCCCUACCAGUCUUUGGUCAAACGAGGGGAAUUAGGAGGGGUGAAAUCCUCAGUAUCCAUGCAAUGCUGCUUUUAUCUUGAGCAUCACCAAGUUGUGCGUAACCGACACCACAUAUGCAGGCAUCGUCCAAAGUGUCGGCCCCCAGCAGGCGCGACAAGCCUCGUCAGAAGAUCGUGUCUUUCGAAAUGUACGCAACUUAGUGGUGCUUAUUGGGAAAAAAAAAUUCCAUUGAGACCUUAGUAUCAUUAACGGAGCAACUACUCACUUUGGUGAAUCCAAACCAAGUUUUUUUUUUUUUCUUUUUUUUUUGUAUUCAUGUCAAACUGCUUCAGGUAAACACUGAAUGAAAUUAGAGAGUUUUUAUUGAUCAGUGAAUACUGAGGAAGUGUCGCCAUGGUCACAUCUACCCUGAGCUGUGUGCCAUAACGUGACCCUUUUUAAUGCAGGGGAGAGUGUUAACAAAGCUGGCUUCAGAUGUUCCCCAGCUUAAUUAGAAUGAGAAGGUUGUCCGAGUGUGAGAUUGGCUUCUUGCUCUGUCAGCCACGUGUGUCGAUCUUUUGUAAGGAUUUGAAUUUGGCAUUGAAUUCUUACCCUGCAUUGUGAAUCCAAAUUAUGCCACAUUCGAUUGAAAUGCCUAAACCAACAAAAAGCACUUAAUAUAAUGUUUGUAACACAUGUAUACUGAUCAAGCUACUAGCCAUGAACUGCCUUUGUAGGUCAGCACGAUAUGGCUCCAAUUAUCAAGAAAAUUUAAGUAACCUAAAUUCUAAUGUAAUUGCAAUUUAUCUUUUGUCUCAUUUUUUUUUUUUCAAAGAUCUUCUUUUUUCUAUUAUAAAUGGGUGUUUAUGUAAUGUUAUUUUUGUCGGAUGUUUUGCAAAUCAAAAAUAAACAGUUGUACAUAGCA
This is a messenger RNA of Stegastes partitus (bicolor damselfish), 7544 nucleotides long. Its product is annotated as vitamin D3 receptor B. Bases 715 to 1992 code for a protein of 425 amino acids. Lineage: Eukaryota; Metazoa; Chordata; Actinopteri; Pomacentridae. Gene Ontology annotation, biological process: positive regulation of transcription by RNA polymerase II; negative regulation of transcription by RNA polymerase II; cell differentiation. The record is from RefSeq and is a predicted model, not a curated record. The transcript is spliced from 10 exons. Gene Ontology annotation, cellular component: nucleus. Gene Ontology annotation, molecular function: zinc ion binding; vitamin D response element binding; nuclear receptor activity.